Molecule: messenger RNA, 2481 nt
Organism: Mya arenaria
Lineage: Eukaryota; Metazoa; Mollusca; Bivalvia; Myida; Myidae
Exons: 2
Coding region: 1-2481 (826 amino acids)
Biological process (GO): DNA integration
Molecular function (GO): nucleic acid binding
Source: RefSeq, a predicted model, not a curated record
AUGUCAACUACGUCAACAGCCGAGGUCGUGGACGUGGACAUGGACGCAGACCUGAGAUGCCAAGAGCGCAAAAUUCGCCGCAGAAUAGGAGGAAAGAACCGACUUGUGGAAAAUGUGGGACAAUACACAACCAAUCAGACAGAAGGAAGUGUCCAGCAUAUGGAAAACAAUGCAUACGGUACAUCUGUAGAUCUAGGAUUAAUACAACUGACUUACGCAAUUGACCGAGAGCAUGGCCAGCCAGUUAACAAAGAAUACGUCAUGUCAGAAUAUAGUGACCUAUUCAAGAGCGUAGGUAUACUACCCGGAAAAAGCAAACUGUAUUUACGUGAAGACGCUAUACCGGUAAUAACGCCACCCAGACGCGUACCGGAAGCUUUAAAGUCGCGUUUAAAAGCCGAACUUGAUCAAAUGGUCAAAGACGAAAUCAUAUCGCCAGUUACGGAACCUACCGACUGGGUUCAUCCAAUUGUAGUGGUUGAAAAACCGAACGGAAAGCUACGGAUCUGCCUGGAUCCAAAACCUCUCAAUGACUCGAUACGCAGACCGCACUACGCAAUGUCAACGCUAGAUGAUGUGACCGUUAAACUCACCGGCGCGACACAAUUUAGCCUAUUAGAUUUGACACAUGCAUACUGGAGUGUACAAUUAGACGAAGAAUCUUCUUACCUAACUACAUUCGCAACGCCGUUUCAAAGAUAUCGAUUCUUACGUUUGCCGUAUGGAUGUAAAGCAUCGUCUGACAUUUUUUGUCAGAAGGUCAACGAAAUAUUUGAGGGAUUAUCAGGCAUUCACCCGCUUGUAGACGACAUUUUGAUUUGGGGACGAACCCCUGAGGAACAUGACAAAAACCUAAAUCAAGUCUUGCUACGCGCACGCGAACGCGGGAUAAAAUUCAACGCACAUAAAUGUUCAAUCGGUGUGAAAUCAGUUCCAUUCUUUGGUCACGUGAUCACCGACACUGGACUCAUGGCCGAUCCUAAGAAAAUCGAAGCAAUUACGCAAUUGCAAAGGCCGGAUUGCCGCGAAAAGGUUGAAACACUAUUAGGAUUAGUUAAUUACCUAUCAAAAUUCGCCCCGAACCUAGCAGAGGUUACCGCGCCUAUCAGAAGCCUCCUGAAAAAGGACGUAGAGUUCCUGUGGGACGCCCCACAAGAGCAAGCAUUCUCAAAGGUCAAGGAAAUAAUAACACAGGCCCCAGUGCUAGGUUAUUAUGACCCUAAAAAGCCGCUUGUCGUCGAAACGGAUGCAAGCAAAUAUGGACUAGGUUGUUGUCUCAUGCAAGACGGAAAACCCAUCGCGUACGCAAGUAAGUCAUUAACGCAGACUGAAAUAGGUUACGCUGUCAUAGAAAAGGAACUCUUCGGGAUCUUAUUUGCAUUAAAAAGAUUCCAUCAAUUAACUUAUGGCAGAGAAGUUAUUGUGCACUGCGAUCACAAACCAAUCUCAGCGAUAAUGAAAAAGCCAUUGUCGGCUGCCCCACCGCGCCUUUCUAGAAUGUUACUCGCACUGUCAAAAUACGAGGUAAAUGUUCGCCACGUACCCGGCAAAAACAUACCUGUAAGUGACUGUCUCUCGAGACAAUCAUUACCCGAUACAUUUCCCGGAAUGAUCGACGGUUUGGACUAUCAUGUUCAUACAGUGCAAAAACAAUUACAUGUCACAGACAAACGACUCGAGAUCAUACGCGCCGAAACUGCUAAAGACCCACAAAUGAUAAAAUUGAAACGGGCUAUAAGUCAAGGCUGGUCAAAGAGUAGGUCAAACUGUGAUCCAAGUAUCGUGGAAUUUUUCAAUCAUCGCGAUGAGAUAAGCACAGAGGAUGGUCUGAUAUUUCGAGGUCAUACGCUUGUUAUCCCGAAAUCAAUGCGAAAUGAGCUUGUAGCAAAGGUUCACUCAUCCCACCUGGGAAUUACAAAAACGCUUGAACUAGCGAAAGACUCAUUAUUCUGGCCAGGCAUGUCUAAACAAGUUACUGAUUAUGUAACAAACUGCCCAAUCUGCCUUGCCCACAGGGAUGCGAAUGCUUCGCUACCAUUGAUCACAACUGAAUUCCCAGACAGGCCAUUUCAAAAAAUCGCGACGGAUCUUUUCCAUUUUCAUGGAAAAGAAUACCUAUUGACAAUAGACUACUACAGUAGAUUCUUUGAAGUAGAUUAUCUACCAAACACAAGGUCACAGACAGUAAUUCUAAAAUUACAAAAACACAUGUCGCGAAUGUCAAUUCCCGAUGUAUUGGUAUCAGAUAAUGCUAGCCAGUACACCAGCGCUGAAUUUAAAAACUUCGCGAAAGAGUGGGGUUUCGAACACCGAACCUCAUCUCCAGGUCACCCGCAAAGUAACGGCCUUGCCGAAAAAGGUGUAGGUAUCGCGAAAAAGUUAAUGCAAAAAGCCAAGGACACUAAAUCUAAUCCUUAUUUAGCGUUACUAGAAUAUCGCAAUACUCCGUUGAAAUGCGGAUACACACCAAGUCAAUUAUAA